UCACAUCUAUUCACAACAAGGGACGUGUGGAUUCGAGGAAAUCAGACAAGGAAUAUGAAAAUGCUUUUAGUUUUAGACAGUUAGCUGACACGUGUAAUGAAAUAUAUGGUAAACAACAAGUUACGAGGUACGUGUAAAACCACAUGACCGCUUCUCAGAACAGUGGACGUGUCGUUUUUUUCUAGAUUUUCUACCGACUUAGUACAACUUUAGUUAAUUAAUAUAUUAUCUCAUUUUUUGGAUAACCUAUACUAUUGUCUCAUUGUAUAUUAUAUUAAGUCACUAUUUUGCAUCGAUAAAGUUCAACAUCAAACUACUUUUACAAGAUUAAUUAAAAUGGCACUGUCUUAAGGAAAAGUGGAACCAAUGGUAAGGAAAGAAACAAUAGGAAGGAAAUAUGGAAGAAGGCGUUCCAGAAGCAGAGAAGGUCGUGUGUCCAAAAGAAGUCGUAGAAAAGAACAAAGAUAAACAAGAACUAGAAGAAGAAGAAGAGAAAGGAGCUAAAGGUGGGAUUUUGAACAAUCUGAUAUCCAACUUUAUGGAUGCAACAACAACAACAACAGCAGAGGGAAAAUCUGGUAAAAACAUUCAAAAAUUAGAAUGUGAAGAUGAAAAUGACAAGGAAAAAGAGAGCUCAUCAAGUGUUGGAGUCUUAGAGAAGAUUAUUUCUCAUCUGCCAGACGCAGCUCCAACAACAGAGGAGGCAGCCAUUUUGAUCCACUCUGCGAUUGACUGAAGAAGAUUUCAACGACGUUUAUAAUUAUUUUUACUCUUCGGUUUUGUAAGUUUGAUAUUGAUCUUCACGUACGAGGCUAUUUUGUAUGUUUGUGUCUUUUGUGAAUUCGAUAUCUUCUCCAGACUGACUAUGAAUCCAAUUUGGUCUUUGUUUAAAAUAAAUACUAAUUAUUUAUAGUCAGA
This is a messenger RNA of Arabidopsis lyrata subsp. lyrata, 918 nucleotides long. RefSeq lists its product as uncharacterized. The record is from RefSeq and is a predicted model, not a curated record. The transcript has 2 exons. NCBI's taxonomy places the organism in Eukaryota, Viridiplantae, Streptophyta, Magnoliopsida, Brassicales, Brassicaceae. Bases 398 to 736 code for a protein of 112 amino acids.